UUUCCCCAAUUACCCAAAUACCAAUUCGGUACUAUAGUAACAACGGAAUGACCAAAAUCAAACGGUUCUCUCUCUUCUUCAUCUUCUUGUGAAACAGUUAACUACUCUCGACUUCAUUCUACCCCAUGAACUCUACGGCAAUGGCCAGCACAGCUUCUCUAUCUCUCCGCCCUUCUUCUCUCAGCUUCACUACCUCCGACCGCUCCUCCCAUUGUCCCUCGCUUCCACCUUCUUCCUCUUCUAGUUUCUUCUCCGGUGGGACCCCUUUGUGGACUCACAAGAAGCUUAUAUCUCUUUCCUUUUCUAUUUCCUCACAGUAUAAUAAGAAGAUUUCAGCACGACGCUUUGGAAGAUUGGUGGUGGUUGCUGCCGCUGAUUAUUACUCCACUCUUGGGGUCCCAAAAUCUGCUAGCAGUAAAGAUAUUAAGGCCGCUUAUCGAAGGUUAGCUCGCCAGUAUCACCCGGAUGUCAACAAGGAACCUAAUGCACCAGAAAAGUUUAAGGAGAUUAAGGAUGCUUAUGAGGUACUUUCGGAUGACAAAAAAAGAGCAUUAUAUGAUCAAUAUGGUGAAGCCGGGGUGAAAAGUACGGUAGGGGCCCAAGCAGGGGCUUACACGACAAAUCCUUUUGAUCUAUUUGAAACAUUCUUUGGACCUUCUAUGGGUGGUUUUGGAAUGGAUGGAUCUGGGUUUGGAACGCGUCGCCGCAGUACUGCUACCAAGGGUGAAGAUCUACGUUACGACAUGACAUUAGAAUUUUCAGCGGCUAUCUUUGGAGCAGAAAAAGAAUUCGAGCUUUCACAUCUUGAAACUUGUGAAGUUUGUGCGGGAACUGGAGCAAAAGUAGGCUCCAAAAUGAGGAUAUGUUCAACCUGUGGUGGCCGAGGUCAAGUUAUGAGGACUGAACAAACACCUUUUGGCAUGUUUUCUCAGGUUUCUGUCUGCCCAAACUGUGGUGGGGAUGGUGAAAUGAUUUCUGAAUCUUGUCGUAAAUGCUCUGGCGAGGGGCGGAUUCGAGUGAAGAAAGACAUAAAAGUCAAGAUACCUCCUGGAGUGAGCAAGGGCAGUAUCCUCAGAGUUGCUGGUGAGGGUGAUGCAGGUCCUAGGGGGGCCCCGCCUGGAGAUCUUUUUGUUUAUCUUGACAUUGAAGAGAUACCUGAGAUCCAAAGAGAUGGCAUAAAUCUGCUUUCAACAGUUUCAGUUGGUUAUCUAGAUGCUAUACUUGGGGCUGUUGUUAAGGUUAAAACAGUGGAAGGGAUGACCGAUCUCCAGAUUCCUCCAGGCACUCAACCUGGUGAUGUGCUUGUCUUGGCAAGAAAAGGUGCACCGAAGCUGAAUAGGCCAUCAAUACGUGGCGAUCAUUUGUUCACGAUUAAAGUUAGCAUACCAAAACGCAUCAGUGUGAAGGAACGUGAAUUGCUUGAAGAACUUGCAUCCCUAAAUAAGGCAUCAAGCAUUCGUACAAAACCUCGACCAACAGUUCAGCCAACUGCUAAAACUACAGAAACUCCAGUAGAUUCAGAUUCAAGUACAGCAAAAACCGAUGAGUCAUCGGAAGAUCAAGAUGAUCCAUUGAAGAAGUUAACAGAUUUUGCUGGGUCUGUCGUGAAUGGUGCACUAAAAUGGUUAAGAGACAACCUGUAAUCCUCAGUUAUGGGAUACUGCUUCAUACAAUCCUCUUUUAUACAGCAGUGGCAUUGAAUUUUAUGAUCCUCAGAAUAGCCUCUAUAGGAUCUUGCGGCGCUUUAUUUCUUAGAAUAACUUUUUGUUGAUUCUGCCCGAGAAAUUGAAUCCAGCCACCCAUUUUUUUUUAGGAAACCUGAUUCUUCGCCCUUGUAAAUUUUGGCAAUACUUCUUCUCCACCUCAAACAGGUCCAUGAGUUGGAUUCUAACAGCUAAAUUGUUAUGUAAGAAAAUUUGUAUGUCACAAGCAUUUACCAGAAACGAAGAAAAGUCGGAGCAUUUUGGAUUUCCUUGUAUCUUAAUGGAGUUAGAUUGCUAUUUGCUUC
Nicotiana attenuata is the source of this 2008-nucleotide messenger RNA. RefSeq names its product chaperone protein DnaJ. The transcript is spliced from 11 exons. The record is from RefSeq and is a predicted model, not a curated record. The coding region runs from base 126 to 1643 and encodes 505 amino acids. Gene Ontology annotation, molecular function: heat shock protein binding; ATP binding. Gene Ontology annotation, cellular component: cytoplasm. Gene Ontology annotation, biological process: protein refolding; response to heat. NCBI's taxonomy places the organism in Eukaryota, Viridiplantae, Streptophyta, Magnoliopsida, Solanales, Solanaceae.